This is a messenger RNA of Nematocida major, 630 nucleotides long. Its product is annotated as cleavage stimulation factor subunit 2. Gene Ontology annotation, molecular function: mRNA binding. Lineage: Eukaryota; Fungi; Microsporidia. Bases 1 to 630 code for a protein of 209 amino acids. The record is from RefSeq and is a predicted model, not a curated record. The transcript has a single exon. Gene Ontology annotation, cellular component: mRNA cleavage and polyadenylation specificity factor complex.
AUGGGAAACAGAGGAUGCACUGUUUUUGUGGGAAACAUAGACUUCAACAUCCCCGAAGAAACUAUAGUUGAAGAGCUUUCUUCUGUGGGGAGAGUCGUUGCUUUUAGGAUGGUCACUGACAGGGCAACCGGCAAGUCCAAGGGAUACGGGUUCUGCACGUACGAGUCCCCCAUUGUCGCAGACAUUGCCGUGAACAGGCUGAAAAUCAUGCUGAAUAACAGGGCAGUGAAAAUAAACUACGCCGACAACAACGCAGUCCCGCAGGCGCCUGCCGAGAGCAAGCUCGACAUAGACGGGAUAAUUGGGACACUGGACACGCUCUCCCCCGAGGAGACAAAGGACAUUCUCAAGCACAUGAAGCAGAUGGCUGUGAACAGGCCGGAGGAGAUAAAGAGCCUUCUCUCGGAAAAUCCGUCUUUGCUUUCCUCCCUGCUGCACAUCAUAUUUACGCUGGGACUAGCCCCGAGAGACGCCCUGGAGAGCCUCCUCAUGGACUCCUUCUCCACGAAGAAGCACGCAACGCAGAUACUCACGCGGAUCCUGCAGUACCACGAGUACGAGCUGGAGGAGCUUCCAGGGGAGCUGCAGGAAAAGGCCAAAAAAAUACGCGAGCGCCUCCUCCGGAAAUAG